UCCUUAAUUCACUUCCAAAUUCCAAUUUCCAAGUUCCAUCUGAAACAGAGAAAAAGAAAGCGAGAGAGAUGGGAGAUUGCAGGCCAUUGGGGUUCCUGCUGGGGCUGCCAUUUGCGUUGGUUGCACUAGUUUUAUCAGUGGUUGGGGCAGUGAUAUGGAUCAUCGGAUCUGUGCUGAGUUGCCUGUGCCCGUGCUGCAUCUGCUGCGCCGGCCUAGCAAAUAUGGCGGUGGGUCUCGUCAAGCUUCCGGUCAAGGUGCUCCGAUGGUUCACCCACCAAAUACCCUGUUGAUGUUUUCUCCAUCCAUCUCUUUUUUUUUCUUUCUCUUACUAUCAUCACAUCCAUUUUUUGUUUCGUAGUUGUAUAUUACGUGUAUUUCAGAAAUUUAUAGAUCAGAUUUAUAAUAAUGGUAUUCUUUUUUAUCA
Messenger RNA from Momordica charantia (bitter melon), 424 nucleotides. RefSeq names its product taximin. The record is from RefSeq and is a predicted model, not a curated record. NCBI's taxonomy places the organism in Eukaryota, Viridiplantae, Streptophyta, Magnoliopsida, Cucurbitales, Cucurbitaceae.